This is a messenger RNA of Bolinopsis microptera, 1122 nucleotides long. Its product is annotated as ubiquitin-conjugating enzyme E2 G1-like. Gene Ontology annotation, biological process: ubiquitin-dependent protein catabolic process; protein polyubiquitination. Gene Ontology annotation, molecular function: ubiquitin conjugating enzyme activity. The transcript is spliced from 6 exons. The record is from RefSeq and is a predicted model, not a curated record. Lineage: Eukaryota; Metazoa; Ctenophora; Tentaculata; Lobata; Bolinopsidae. The coding region runs from base 48 to 548 and encodes 166 amino acids.
UUUCAACACUACUAUAUAACAAAUAAUUUGAGAAAAGUUAGAAGGUAAUGGAAUCAGCAGCAGCGCUGCUUCUGAAGAAACAGCUUGUAGAGUUGCAGAAAUCCAGUACAGAGGGGUUCUCAGCCGGACUAGUGGAUGAUAGCGAUCUCUUCAAAUGGGACGUCAUGGUCAUUGGACCUUACGAAACUUUCUACGAGGGAGGUUACUUCAGAGCUAUCCUACAGUUCCCAAAGGAGUAUCCAAACCGUCCCCCAGUCAUGAAGUUUGUCUCCGAGAUGUGGCAUCCCAAUGUUGAAAAGAACGGAGUGGUGUGCAUCAGUAUCCUGCACGAGCCGGGGGAGGAUGCGUACGGUUACGAGGAUGCGGGGAUGAGGUGGCUCCCAAUCCACACUAUCGAGACUAUCCUUAUCAGUGUUAUCAGCAUGCUCGCAGAUCCUAACGAUGAAUCUCCCGCUAACGUGGAGGCAGCGAAACAGUUUAGAGACGACUACAACGGUGAGUUCAAGAAACGAGUCCGAGCCUGCGUCAGAAAGAGUCAAGAGUUUUAAGAGUUGUUCGAGGACCACCACAUGGUGACGUCUGCAGAAGACGAAGAGAGAAAAGGGACACUGAGGGCCCGGCCGGGGUGUGGCACAUUUCUCAUCACCCUCACCUACCACCACCGCUUAUAGUUGUGCCGGCUAUUAUUGACUGCUUUCAAUGAGACUGAUACGAUCGAGGAGUAGUAAUUCAAAAUUGUGAGACUUUUUUGACGUCUUUGGGUUGGUGGCAGCUAGUGAGCAGUGUGCUCGACAUGCACUUUCCAAGCUUCCUUAUUUAAUUUCAUGAACCUUUUAUUUGUGAGAUACCGCAUGUUUGGUUCUUCAGCGCCCCAAAGGGCCGGAUCUGCUGUCGAGUCGUUUUGGGUUUGGGUCAGAAGGUUGUUCUGGAUAAACUUUUCGGCGCUUUGUUUUCGUCGUUGAGAUGACUUUUGCUGCCACUUUGGUAUUGUUUCUUGGGUACAAAAUUAAAAUUACGAGAUUAUGGUAAAAUACGAAGUGCAAUUCUCUCAAUGAUUGAUUAACGUGAUAUAUAUUGUAUGUAUUUUAAGUUUAGUUAGUCAAUAAAUGAUUAAACCUCUAA